Messenger RNA from Arachis ipaensis, 1260 nucleotides. Lineage: Eukaryota; Viridiplantae; Streptophyta; Magnoliopsida; Fabales; Fabaceae. The record is from RefSeq and is a predicted model, not a curated record.
CCAGAAUAUACACCACAAAAAAUUUGUUAACUAGCUCCAACCAAAAUAUAGUUGUGAUCCUAUCAUCAUGGUGCUAAAUAAUCUUUUAACAAAGUAUACUUUAGUACAAACUAAGCAUACACAUUUGGCUAUGCCCUACCCAAGCGUCUAUGUCCUUUAAGUAAAUGUUAAAAAAUAAAAACAUAGCAUGUGUCUCUCUUCACGCUUUUCUCUUCCAAACUUUACUGCCACGAAUGGAUGGUCCACAGGACAUAUCAAGAUUCGGAUUCCACUGCCACUUUCACAGUCCCCUCCCCCCUUCAAAAGCCAAACCAAACAUUCCAACUAUUCAAUCCCUGCUUUGACCACAAUUACAUUCACAACUUCAUGCCUAUAAAACCCCCUUCUCAUUCACUUCAAACUGCUCCUUCCACAACCAACAAUAUUCAUGGGUACUAAAGACACCCCUGAUUAUUACUGUGUCUUCGACAGAUGGGUUCCCGGGAUAUACACCUCCCUAUCGGAACUUCAUGAGCAGAUAAACGAGUACGAAGAUUGUUAUUGGGAAAAAUACACCACGUUGCCUGAAGCCGAGCAAGCCUGGCUAUCAUACUUUGGCAUUGAAGACCUAGAGGAAGGCAAGGCGCAUCAUGAAUGGUAAAGCACCCGAUGCCGUUGAGACGGAUGACUUCCGGGAGAAGUAGAGGAUUGCCCUCAGAGCCUUGCAUGCAAGGUUUCACCAACUUCAGCACAUGUUGCCAAAGAAACCGCAGCGCCAUCAGCUAGUCCCGGAGACACCGUCGGCUCCGUUGCUUAACCCAAGCAUGAGGGCUUACCUGGACAAUGCUUGCGACAACCUGCACAUUCCGGGUCCCAUUUAUAGGAUCCUCAUCCAAAGGGUCGGAUUUGCUAUCGCCAUCUCGUCUCUGUGGUCCCACCUUCAUCGUCUAAAGAGCCUUAGUGGUUGUCGACCGUAUAGCAUUCAAUCAUACUCUCUCUCUCUCUUGAGGACGCGGCACGACUAUGCAUCCAGGAGCUCUGUAAAACCAAGGACACCUACAUCCACGAUUACAACUACGACCUGGCCAAGAGGUGGAAACAAAAAUACACUGACCUCUGCUAAGAAACUUACACCCUCGAGGCCCGGCUCAAGGAUGUCACAGAGUCCAAUGAUGCCUUGCAAGAGAGGCUUUCACCUUGGACAGGCUUUGCCAUGGGAGGCAUGGGGCUGCAACUUGAAACGGUGGCAUUGGAGGAGGAAGCACCUAGUCGACUGAGGAC